UUCUCCGUAAUUGGACAAUAUUUCAUCACUAGAUCAUCAAAUCUUUCAGCCUAUCUCGUCUCCUUUCGAUAUUUUAAUUUUACCUUAGAAAUAUACAAAUGGACGAAAAUCAGGCAUUUCAAAUUAACGCCGCGGCAGUAACAAGAAACUAUUCAGUCACACCCCGUAUAGAUUAUCGAACGGUUGCCAGUAUAAAUGGUCCUCUUGUAGUUUUGGACAAUGUUAAAUUUCCAAAAUAUGCUGAAAUUGUAAAUUUGACAUUACCUGAUGGUUCUCGUCGUGCUGGUCAAGUUUUAGAGGUUCAGGGAAAGAGGGCUGUUGUUCAGGUUUUUGAAGGGACAUCUGGUGUUGAUGCCAAAGCAACACAUGUAGAGUUUACCGGUGAUACUCUUAAGAUUCCGGUUUCUGAAGACAUGUUGGGUCGUAUAUUCAAUGGAUCUGGUAAAGCUAUUGACAAAGGCCCAAAGGUGUUUGCUGAAGAAUUUUUAGAUAUUAAUGGAUCUCCAAUCAAUCCAUUUUCGCGUAUUUAUCCGGAAGAAAUGAUUCAAACCGGUAUUUCAGCUAUAGAUACUAUGAAUUCAAUUGCCCGUGGUCAAAAAAUUCCGAUCUUUUCUGCAGCAGGUUUACCACAUAAUGAAAUUGCCGCUCAAAUUUGUCGUCAAGCUGGCCUUGUUAAAAAAAUCGCCGACAAGGGAAUAUAUGAUGAUCAUGAAGAUAAUUUUUCGAUCGUAUUUGCGGCUAUGGGUGUCAAUAUGGAAACUGCACGUUUCUUUAAACAAGAUUUUGAAGAAAAUGGUUCCAUUGAAAGGGUCACUUUAUUUUUAAAUUUGGCUAAUGAUCCAACUAUCGAACGUAUUGUUACACCACGGUUGGCUCUUACUACUGCCGAAUACUAUGCUUACCAACUUGAAAAACACGUCUUAGUCAUCUUGACUGAUAUGAGUUCAUAUGCUGAUGCGUUACGUGAGGUUUCUGCUGCACGUGAAGAAGUACCAGGUCGUCGUGGUUAUCCGGGUUAUAUGUAUACCGAUUUAUCUACAAUUUAUGAACGUGCGGGACGUGUCGAAGGAAGGAAUGGUAGUAUUACGCAGAUUCCCAUCUUGACUAUGCCAAACGAUGAUAUUACUCAUCCCAUUCCAGAUUUGACAGGUUAUAUUACAGAGGGUCAAAUUUUCGUUGACCGUCAAUUACAUAAUCGUCAAAUCUAUCCGCCUAUUAAUGUCUUACCUUCUCUCUCUCGACUGAUGAAAUCCGCUAUUGGUGAAGGAAUGACAAGGAAAGAUCACGGCGAUGUCUCGAAUCAGUUGUAUGCUAAAUAUGCUAUUGGUCGUGAUGCUGCGGCCAUGAAAGCUGUAGUAGGUGAAGAAGCUUUGAAUCAAGAAGAUAAACUUUCUCUCGAAUUUUUGGAGAAGUUUGAGAAGACGUAUAUUUCUCAAGGUGCAUACGAAUCGAGAACAAUCUACGAAUCUCUAGAUCAUGCUUGGUCAAUUCUUCGUAUAUUCCCGAAAGAAAUGUUGAAUCGUAUACCACAAAAAGUAUUGCAAGAAUUUUAUCAACGUGACAGAAAAGCAAAGGCUACACAGAAAAAUAAAGCUGUGGUUGAUACAACUGAAGCGUGAAUUUUAUUAAUAAUUUAUAAAUCUGAAAAUUUAAUUAUUAAUAUAUUUAAUUGUUAGGUUAUUAUAUUUUAUCUAGACAUUAUUUAUUCAAGAAUUUUAAAAUAGCAUCAAUUUUCCUUUAAUAAAAUAUGAAAUAAACUACAUAAUAUACAUGUUAACGAACACCUACAUAAAUGACUUUCUCUUGUAGAAUUUAUUACUAAGUUAGAUUUCCAAUAUACGAUUUAGUAAUGAUCAGACAAUCAAAUUGUACUUGAAAAACGGAUACAGUCUAUAUCAAGAUGCUCUACACGUAAAAAGAGAUAUUUGCAUAUGAACAAUUCGAAGCGAAAUUAAAUUAUAUAAACAAACAGUCAACGCCCAAAUAUAGAUUGACUUUUUCAUUUUUUCAGUUCGAUAAAUCCUUGUGAUUUAU
Messenger RNA from Rhizophagus irregularis DAOM 181602=DAOM 197198, 2034 nucleotides. Its product is annotated as Vacuolar ATP synthase subunit B. NCBI's taxonomy places the organism in Eukaryota, Fungi, Glomeromycota, Glomeromycetes, Glomerales, Glomeraceae. Gene Ontology annotation, molecular function: ATP binding; proton-transporting ATPase activity, rotational mechanism. Gene Ontology annotation, cellular component: proton-transporting V-type ATPase, V1 domain. The record is from RefSeq and is a predicted model, not a curated record. Gene Ontology annotation, biological process: ATP metabolic process; vacuolar acidification; proton transmembrane transport.